Messenger RNA from Ictalurus furcatus (blue catfish), 4598 nucleotides. It is a transcript of the gene pip4k2aa, whose product is annotated as phosphatidylinositol-5-phosphate 4-kinase, type II, alpha a. The record is from RefSeq and is a predicted model, not a curated record. The coding region runs from base 828 to 2042 and encodes 404 amino acids. Gene Ontology annotation, biological process: phosphatidylinositol metabolic process. Gene Ontology annotation, molecular function: phosphatidylinositol kinase activity. The transcript is spliced from 10 exons. Lineage: Eukaryota; Metazoa; Chordata; Actinopteri; Siluriformes; Ictaluridae.
CCCUGCCGGAAACGCUAGCUAACUGUUCAGUUACACGAACAGAUUUUUUUUUUUUAAAUAAAUAAAUAAAUAAAUAAAUAAAUAUAAACCUGGAUAACGUCAGGUACAUUUCAAGACACAACGACGCUAUUUUUAGGCAAUUAUUUCGAGCCUGCUGUUUCCCGGACUGGACAGACAAACGCCAAAGAAGACGCGUUGAGAAUAAUAUUCAGCUGAGGCUAGUCGCUAGGUAGCUAGGCUCGUCAGCGCGCCGACUCUUUUCUCGAUUCUGCUUAGCUUCAUGCUAAUAGGUUAGCGCCGUCUCGACCGAGUUGCCUCACUGUUGUUGCUUCACGGCGUUUUAAAUGGAAGAAGUCGACUUUUAAUUUUUGGCCGGCUGCACGUCCUGGCAGCAGUAUCCUUCGUUCAAUUGGUCUUGCGUGAAAUUUGAGUGCUUAAGCUUUCAUUUGACAUGGAGGCUUGGUCGCUAGCUAAACGGACCUGCUAGUAAGUCGUUAUUGGCCCACAGCUGGAGCACGCUUAUUGGAGAAGUGGAGCUCCCGACUCGUUUUAGCGUCGAAACGCUAUUGAGCUAAAACAAAACAAAACAAAACCGGAAUAUUGUGUAUUAUAUCGAUGAGUUAUUGUCUGUGCAGCUUGCUGUUAGGUGUGAAGAGCUGAGAUUAUCCGAGGUGGUGGCUUGGGUUGGACAGCUAUGCCAAGUGCCAAUUAACUGAGAGACAGUUAGAAACUCUGAGGCGUUGGUGAAGAGAGAGAGAGAGAGAGAGAGAGAGAGAGACAAACACAGGGCUGGGUGUGAGGUUUAAUUUCUUGUUGCACACAGUGAAAUGGCCACGGCCAGUAGCAUGGCUGCAUCGCUGGCGAGUAAAACGAAAACGAAGAAAAAACACUUCGUGGCUCAGAAAGUGAAGCUGUUUCGAGCCAGCGACCCUCUGCUCAGUGUGCUCAUGUGGGGAGUCAACCAUUCGAUAAAUGAGUUGAGUCAUGUUCAAAUCCCCAUCAUGCUGAUGCCUGAUGACUUCAAGGCCUAUUCGAAGAUCAAGGUGGACAACCACCUGUUUAACAAGGAGAAUAUGCCAAGCCACUUUAAAUUCAAGGAGUACUGCCCUCUCGUUUUCCGUAAUUUGAGAGAAAGGUUCAGCAUUGACGACCAGGACUUCCAGAACUCUCUGACCCGCAGCGCACCUCUCGUUAGUGAGGCUCAGGGUCGUAGCGGUGCCCGCUUCCACACCUCCUAUGACAAGAGAUACGUCAUUAAGACCAUCAGCAGUGAGGACGUAGCCGAGAUGCACAACAUCCUUAAAAAAUAUCACCAGUUUAUCGUGGAAUGUCACGGUACCACACUGCUGCCUCAGUUUCUGGGCAUGUACCGCAUCACCGUAGACGGAGAUGAAACCUAUAUGAUUGUCACACGCAACGUCUUCAGCCACCGGCUGUCUGUCUAUAAGAAAUACGACUUGAAGGGAUCUACUGUUGCGAGGGAGGCCAGUGACAAGGAGAAGGCGAAGGAGCUGCCUACGUACAAGGAUAAUGACUUCAUCAACGAUGGACAGAAAAUAUACAUUGAUGAGGAAAAUAAAAAGAUAUUUCUUGAGAAGCUUAGGAAGGAUGUGGAGUUCCUGGCGCAGUUGAAGCUCAUGGAUUACAGUCUGUUGGUGGGGAUCCAUGACGUGGAGCGAGCAGAGCAGGAGGAAGUGGAAAGUGAGGAUAAUGAAGGAGAUGAUGAAGGAGAGAGUGAUGGAGGGAUUGUUGGAACACCUCCAGACAGCCCCAGCAACACUCUGGACAGCACCAAACCCCUUUCACCGGGAGACUUUGACCCUACUAUUGAUGUCUACGCAAUUAAAAGUCACGACAACUCUCCUCGGAAGGAAGUCUACUUCAUGGCUGUGAUUGACAUACUGCAACAUUAUGAUGCCAAGAAGAAAGCAGCUCAUGCAGCUAAAACAGUCAAGCAUGGAGCUGGAGCAGAGAUCUCGACCGUGAACCCGGAGCAGUACUCUAAGAGAUUCUACGAUUUCAUUACCACCAUUCUGCCCUAAACUGGAGCAAAACCCACAGGGGUGAAAGAGGGACGCUGAUGGAGGGGUGCCCAAACGCACUCACCCACCCUUACAGCAGCUACAACCACCAUUCGUUUACAUUUUCAUUUUUUAUUUGUUCUUUGCUGUUUUGUGGGACCAUAAGUGUGAUGAAACAGUAACAAGUAUAAAUCUUUGUGGGAGCUAUGGAUUUUUUUUUUUUUUUUUGGCUUUCCGAUGCAUGUCCCUCAUGGCAUUUUUAAUUCAUGUGUUAUUUUGCCUUCCUUUUAAUUGAAAGGGGGAGAGAGAGAGAGAGAGAGAGAGAGUGCAAAUGUGAUGGUGUACGUGGCUCAGUGAAUGGACAUACACAUGUAGAAUGAUGUCACUCAGAACGGAGGCUGAGAAGGAAAGGAGCUUUCAACUGCUGUAGAAUUCACGUCAGACAAAAAGGAAAUGUGAAGCUAUCCCAUGCAGAAUCAGUCACCCACCCCGAUUGGUCAAAAAUGCCUGUCCUUUUACUUUUCAUACGCUUUACCAGAAAGCGCAUUUCAUCAGUCCGUCCCUGCUCAUCUUCCCCAGUUAAACCUAACACCGCCCCUAAUGUAAACCUUACCCCUCUUCCGCCCGUGCUUCGUUCUCGUCUGUCCAUGCUCAUGUACUUUUCUUUCAUCCAAAUCUACCCGGUUCUUGUCUUUCAUGUGUUUUCUAGUUAAAAGCUGCAGCACUUGUAGGUGAACGUGCUUUCAUUGCGUUAAUCAACGCGACGUUGAUUCUCACGUUAAUUCUCCGAAACCAUGGCUCUCCUCCUCUGAACAGACUGACUGCAAAGAAAACGCUCCUGAGCUCCAUUCACAUUCACGAAGGAAUGCACCUUCUGACUCUUGCAUGUUCCUACAGUGUUUCACACGAGUGUGUGGUGGUAUUUUAUUAUUUUUUUGUGUGUGUGUGUUUUUUUUUUUGUUUUGUCUUUUUAAUGACCUGUAGGAGGUUGAGAUGAUUCGUCUAUAAUUUCGCAUCAUGAAAAGGCGUUCUAAUGAACUGAACAGAAGCAACAGCAUUGGUGGCAAUCACUUCAAGUCUGUAAAAUCUGUUACGGGAAUGAUCUUUCAUUUGCCAUCAGCACCUUAAACUGUUGCACGUUUUUUGUUUUAUUAUUUUUUUUUAAAUGAGGAUCUUUUUGGUCUGUUACAUACUGCAACAAUAGCACUAUGAGGCACUGUUGAAUGCAGCCCGUGGAUUUGUGUCGUCACAAGUACGCUUGUUCUAGGCAGAAAACCCAUAGUUUACCUCUUGCAUCAUGUAAACAAAUUCACACUUAUUGCUGUAAUGUUAGCUACAGUGUUCAUUGGGGGAGUUUGAGAAAAGGAGGAUGGGGAGGUCCUGUGUGUAGAGUAGUGUAAUUUCUUUUGCCAGUUUUAUAAACUUUACGUUUUAAAUUGGCAGUCGAGUCAGCAGUGUAUUGUAUGUUUUGCACAUAAUGAACCAGAAGUUUAAAUAAUCCCUUUGGUUCGGUAGAGUGGUAUUUACAGGGGGGAAACGCCACACCUGUACAAAAUGGUGAUUCAUGAGAAUUCGAGUCGACUCUUAGGAAAGGUUAUGAAUCGUUCAUGUUAGGCGUCAUGUUUUCUUACUUCACCGAUAUGAAUCCCUGCGAAAUGGCUAGAAUUUCUACGAAAUUUUGCAUGAAAUUGCUAUUGUUUAGUAUUGAUCUGUUGAAACAUGACACCACCACCACACCAUCUAGAAAGUUCUGACUCUUUAGAAUCAGCAUUUUCUUGUGUGUUGGUUCAACUGAUUUGAUUUUUUUAUUAUUAUUAUUGUUGUUGUUUUUUUUUUUUAAUUAAAUGCACAGUUUUUAUUUGCAUUUUAAUUUGUACACGGAAUUGUUCGCAUUUUAAGCAGCACAUCCUUAUCGAGUGAAGUGUUCUGAUAAAUGAAGAAUGUUACUGUUUUGAAUUGUGCAGUACUGUAAAAAGUUUUGGGGUUUUUUUGUUUGUUUGUUUGUUUGUUUGGUUUUGUUUUUUAAUAAUGCAUGUUGCAUUUGUUUGCCCUCUUCAGCCUGACGCCGUGUGUAACUGUCACCCCUCCUAAAAGAAGAAAACAAACAAACAAACAAACAAAAAAAUUAUACACGCGCUUAUUUCUUCUUUCUGACGGUCUUCAACCUGCUUUAUACUGUCAGCAAUGUAUACACUGUGCAAGAGUCGUGCCUUUUUACUCCAAAUUCUUUAAUUUUCUAUUCUUAAUCUCAGUUUUUGGUUUUUUUUUCCCAGAGGUAAAAAUUUUAUUUUCUAAUUCUCUAAUUUUCUUUUUUUUUGUUUGUUUGUUUGUUUGUUUAUUUGUAGUUUGGCUGUGUAUGGAGAAGACUCUUUUAUGUGUUGACAAUAACACUUAAAACCAUUAACACCUUUUUGAGUUCCAGCAUUGAAAAUGGCCCUGUGAAAGCUGAGUGGGACUUCUGUCACAAUGUUUAUUUUUAUUUUUAUUUUUUUAUCAACUUAACCUCAGUAUUAUCAUUAAUCCAGACUCUUUUGCUAUUUUUAUCCGUUGUUGGUUUUUUUUUAAUUAUUAUUAUUA